Chelonus insularis is the source of this 3711-nucleotide messenger RNA. Its product is annotated as serine/threonine-protein phosphatase 2A regulatory subunit B'' subunit alpha-like. Lineage: Eukaryota; Metazoa; Arthropoda; Insecta; Hymenoptera; Braconidae. Bases 579 to 3473 code for a protein of 964 amino acids. Gene Ontology annotation, molecular function: calcium ion binding; protein phosphatase regulator activity. The transcript is spliced from 9 exons. Gene Ontology annotation, cellular component: protein phosphatase type 2A complex. Gene Ontology annotation, biological process: protein dephosphorylation. The record is from RefSeq and is a predicted model, not a curated record.
ACCAUCAGCAGUUUCCUCAGUUUACCAGUGUUGGUGUGUCGUUUGUAGAGGCUUCGAUUGUUACGUUUAAGUUAUCUUAUAAUCAAGUAUAUUUCCUGUUGAUUUAAAGUCAUUUUGUUUAUUUUUUGUCUAAUGAUUAAUUGUUAGUGUACAAAGUCAACAAUUAGUGUUAAGUCAAAUGAAUAUAACAAAAGGAAUUUCGAACAUUUUAUAAACUUUUGAAACGUUGAAUGGUUUAGAUGAAUUUGUUGUGUUUUUGAUUGCCAUCAUCACUCAAUAAAAAUAGUGACACAAUACUUGUUAUCUAAUUCAAAUUACCUUUUUAAUGGUUUUUUUUCGUCAAGGAAAUAUAAUCCAGGGUUAUGUUUGAUAAUAUGGUUGGAGAUAGUAAAAAUCCACGGACGAUACGCAGAUAGACAAGAGUGACAGUAGGCAGCUGAAAAAAAAAUCGGACAAUGAACGCGUCAUUGUUGUUCACGCUGUCGUGGAGUAACUGGCGAGUAUGUCAGUUGCUCGCUACUGUAAGUCCAUAUAGACAUAAAGAGCUUGGAGGCCAAAUUGAGUGUAAUUGAAGUAAAAUGGCAGCGACAGCUAAACAUGAGUUAAGACAAAAGUUCCCGGGAGAGUCCUCGGGUGAAGAAGAUAUUGCAGCGAUUGCUAAACAAAUUAGUGAUCAUGCAGAAGCUAUUUAUCAAACUUGGAAAAGCCGUGGACUGGCGCCUACAGAAAUAUUAAAUUGCCACAGCAAUGCUACUGCCGCUGAUAAAUUUGGUAGUGCAUUAACGCCUACGAUGUCUCCAAACUCAAGUGCCAAUGCCAAAAAGCUGGUUGAACCUCUUGAGAAUAUUUUGACUGUUGGUGGAUCAGGACAAGCUUACAAUCCACCUCCUCCACGAUUGGAUAAUAACAAUAGUCUAGAGAAACUUGUUAAUAAUUUUGUUGUUGAAGACAAAGCAAGACAAAGAACAUCUUAUUUGACAAAAAAUCUUCCGUCUUCCAUUCAAUUUGCUUUGGAAAAGUUUGAACGUAAUUCAGCACAUGGACUUUCAUCAAAUGUUCAACAAAAACAACCGAUAAGACCAAAAAUAGCCACGAAAUCAGCAUUGUCAUCGUCUCUGGCAUCACCAUCGUCAUCACUUGGUGAAACUAUUGAAAGUAUUUUGCCAGCAGACUUGCCUGGAUCUACUUCAAGCCAAUCUAAACGCCCCCUCAGUGUUCUACUCAACACAUCGUCAACUUCGCCGACCGGAGAAUUGUCUAGGUCAACCCAAAGUUCGGGUUUAACGACCUGGCCUCUUAAAAAUAAAUUAUUCACUGAGUCUUCUACCACUUCAACUCGGGUCAAUGUUUCCAAGUCUAACGUAGCUUCUUCAUAUCUCGAUGAAGUAGCUCGUGAAGAAGAAAGACUUAUUAAUGCUUUAAAAACAGGUGCAGUGAUUGGCGAGGACACUAGUUCGCCUACGCCUGCCAAGCAAAAACCUGCAAUUAAGAAGGAAAAACCUAAACUCGUAACUAAUGUGUUGGAAAGAACAUCACAUUAUUUUCAGCAAAUUCAGCAAAGAGCUGAAGAAUCAAAAAGUACUAUUUCAGCAGAAAAAAUUGAAAAGAAACAGGAAGCUGAAGAGGAACGUGAAGUUCAGGUUGUUAAUUCCAAAUGGGGUCCAAGAAUUACUUCUCCAAGACCUAGAGUCGAUCAAGUUCCUCAUCCGGAACUUACAACUCAGCGAAAGCAACAUAUUCGUGCCACUGUAGCUGCUGUUAAUGCUGCUGCUGCUACUGAUACUUCUAGCACGACAGGAAGUAAUAUUAAUCCUGUGAGACCAUUUCUCACAAGAGGAUCAGUUGCAGAACGAGUUUUAAUUUUUGAAAAAUGUCCAAGUGAACUUCUACUUGAUAAACGUGGACUUCGGCAGCCUGUGAGUUUUGUUUCAAGGCUUGGCAAUAACAGUGAGGGUUUUAAACCAUUAUCUUAUGUAAAAGACAAAAUUCAGGAACGACAGUCCAAAGAUUUACUACCACAUACUACUCUUCAGAGGCAUGUAAAGGCUAAUAAAAAUGUUCGCAUCCCAAGAUUCUAUUUCCCAGGAGGUAAACCUAUUCCACCUACACAACGAGCGACUGUUAUUGCGAAAAUAAGUAAAGCCUUUGAGAGUCUCCCGGGACAUCGUGCUUCACGUUCACAAUUUCAUAUAAUUGCUAAAGCUUGUGAUUUACCUCUUUACUGGAAGAUUCCGCUCUUCUUAGCUGCCGGUGGAGAUAAAACAGCAUGUAUAGAAAUGACUGCUUUCCUUGACUUUUGGAGAGAGGCUACUAGAAAUAAUCAUGAUGCAGCCAGUACAUUUAUAAGGAUAACAACUAGAGGAUUAAGGAAUUAUAUUCUACCUGAAGAUCUCGUAGCAUUGGUACAAGAUGUUGUUGAUACCCAUCCAGGUUUGAUAUUUUUGAAAGAAGCAACAGAAUUUCAUUCUCGUUACGUUCACACUGUGAUUGCAAGAAUAUUUUAUUGUGUAAAUCGAAGUUGGAGUGGAAAAAUAUCAAUUACUGAGCUUCGAAGAAGCAACUUGUUGGAAGUUAUUGGUAUUCUAGAGCACGAAGAGGAUAUAAACCAGGUGACGUCCUACUUUAGCUAUGAACACUUUUACGUUAUAUACUGCAAGUUCUGGGAACUGGAUCGUGAUCACGACUUAUUUAUUGACAAGAUGGAUCUAACUAGACACAAUGAUCGUGCGUUGUCAACACGUUUGAUAGAAAGAAUAUUCAGCGGUGCUGUAACUAGAGGCGGAGUUAAAAGUGGAGGAGUACAUCAACAUGAAAAAAAAAUGAGCUACACUGAGUUCGUAUGGUUUCUGCUCAGUGAAGAAGAUAAAAAUCAUCCUACGGCUAUUGAAUAUUGGUUCAGAUGUAUGGAUUUAGAUGGUGAUGGAUACCUUUCGAUGUAUGAACUAGAAUACUUUUAUGAAGAACAAUUACAUCGAAUGGAGGCCAUUGGAUUGGAAACGUUACCAUUCGAAGACUGUCUUUGUCAGAUGUUAGACAUGAUUAAACCAAAAAUUCCUGGAAAAAUAUCUCUAAGUGAUUUAAGAAAGUGCAAAAUGACCUCAAUAUUUUUUGAUACAUUCUUCAACCUUGAAAAAUACCUCGACCAUGAACAAAGGGAUCCAUUUGCUUCAACUAGAGAUCAUGAUGCCGAAGGCCAUGAACUUUCUGAUUGGGAUCGAUUUGCAGCUGAUGAGUAUGAAUUAUUAGUUGCGGAAGAGAGCGGAAAUGAAGCAAAUGAUCAAAUGAUGUACGAUAACGGAAUGGAGGAAGAUUAUUCCACAAUAAAUACCUUACCAGAAGAAACAAAUGAUAGUAGUAACAAAAAGGAUUGCUAUUCAAGAGAUUAUCAAGACUCUAGUGAUCAUCGUCGUGACCAAAAAGGUCAAAAUUAUGAUAGUGGAGACAGCGACGAUUAUGCGGAGAGUGACAAUUAGUUGAAUGAAGAUGGUAUGAUAAUAAUAGUGCCAUUAUUUCAAGUGCAUCGUUUCGUGAAAAUAAACUUGAACUCAGCAUGUCUGUGUGCCAUGAAUAAUGUUUAUCGUAAAGAUUUGCGGUAUAUAGGUAGGCUCCUCUGUCUAUCAUUUUGUAAAUAGGAUAUAUAAGAUCGUCAAUUUUUAUUUUGUUUAAUAAUUAAUUUAACUGUUAGAUAAAAUGAAAAAAAUGCGAAAAUGA